AUGGGCUCUUCUUUCAUAAGUCGGCUUCCUCAGGCACUCGUCCUCAUUGCAAGUUUGAUCAAUGUGAUUACUGCACAGACUUCCAAUGAAGCAUUAUGGCCACUGCAAACAUACAAAAGCUCAUCAAUUCAAACUCCAUAUAUGAACGUCACGAAGAUGGGCCAAACAGAGCCAGGACACCUGUUCUUCACGCCGCACGAUAUAUUGCGAGAAACUGGCCACCCAACCAUUUACGCAGACGACGGCCAACUAGUAUGGCAAGGUGCCAGCGGAAACUAUUCUGGACUCCAGCCCCAAAUGCUAAACGGUGAACCAGUAAUCGCCUAUUGGAGCGGAUAUGCCGGUGAAGGAUUUGGAUUUGGUCACAUCAGUAUCUUGAACGGUUCAUACGACGAGAUCCACCGCGUCACACUGUCCUGCCAGGAGCAGAACUUUGUCACAGUGUACAACCCAAUGACUUUCAACUCGUGUAUUGAUAUUCAUGAAAGUCAGAUUACCGAGAAUGGCACAAUUCUCGUCACUGCUGUGAAUGUUACUCGGGCUGAUUUGAGCUCCAUUGGUGGAGAAAAGGAUGGCUGGAUUCAGGAUGGUCUUAUUUAUGAGAUUGAUAUUGCGACCAAUGAGAUUGUUUUCCGAUGGAGUGCACAUAAUCAUAUUGGCCAGGUCCCUUUAGCUGAUGUUCGUGCUCCACUUGAGGGCUCAGGGGGUUCCGGUGUUAAUUCGACUUAUCCUUACGGAUACCCUCAUUUGAACGCUAUCUACAAAUAUGGCGAUGAUUAUUUGGUGUCAUCGCGGUAUAUGUGUAGUGUGUUCUUCAUCGCACAGAACGGAACGGUUAUCUGGCAUUUACAUGGCCGAACCGGCGGUGACUUUAAUCUAGGUCUGGGCACAAGUUUCUGUUACCAGCAUGAUGUGCGGAUUCAGUCGCAAAGUCCCGAGCGUGUAACAUUGACCAUGCACAACAACGACAACACCGAAUUCACAGGCCACACAUCACUGACCACGGGCCUUGUACUGAACGUUGAGCUACAAGGCUCAAAAGAGGUUACACUCGUUGGUCGAACGUGGGAUGCUGCUGAACCGGUAUACGCCGAGUCCCAGGGCAGCUACCAGAGCCUUGGAAACGGACACGUCUUACAGGAUCAUGGUGCGACGCCUAAAAUCGAGGAGUAUGAUGAGAAUGGGACUAUUGUCAUGCGGGCUCGAUUUGGAUAUGACAAUACCAUGCAGACUUAUCGCACGUACCGCUACCCCUGGGUCGGACGUCCAUCUACGAAGCCUGAUGUUGUUGCGUGUCUGACGAAAGGUGGAAAGACAGCUGUUUAUGUGAGCUGGAAUGGAGCCACCGAUGUGGGUUCUUGGAAGGUCACUUCUGGAUCCAAGAUCAACCACACGGCUUUGCGGAAUGGCUUCGAGACUACUAUCUUAGUGGCUGGGCUAUCAGAUGGUGAUUCCGUAGCUGCGGAGGCUGUGGGUGGUGUGGGUGAUGGGACAAGGUCUCAGUCGGUCACUGUUGGCCAGGGCUGCUAA
This is a messenger RNA of Penicillium canescens, 1530 nucleotides long. Its product is annotated as arylsulfotransferase family protein. The coding region runs from base 1 to 1530 and encodes 509 amino acids. The record is from RefSeq and is a predicted model, not a curated record. NCBI's taxonomy places the organism in Eukaryota, Fungi, Ascomycota, Eurotiomycetes, Eurotiales, Aspergillaceae. The transcript has 2 exons.